Lachancea nothofagi CBS 11611 is the source of this 906-nucleotide messenger RNA. NCBI's taxonomy places the organism in Eukaryota, Fungi, Ascomycota, Saccharomycetes, Saccharomycetales, Saccharomycetaceae. The record is from the annotation of a GenBank genome assembly.
AUGGUGUCGGAAAAAGAGCUAUUGGAUUCGUACCCACAAACGUGCGCCCCUGGAUCUGUGACUGGAACUCCUGGAAAUCUGUCUGAUAUGCAGCAGAAAUCUCUGGCAGAAUUUCGCGAGCUUUUGAGAAAAGGUGGUUUCACAGAAAGACUAGACGAUUCGACCUUAUUGAGAUUCCUCAGAGCCCGUAAGUUUGAUGUCACUGCAUCUCAGACAAUGUAUGAGAACUGCGAAAAAUGGAGGAAGGAAUUUGGCGUCGACAAGAUUUUUGAGGAAUUUCACUACGAGGAGAAACCUUUGGUUGCAAAAUACUACCCACAGUACUACCAUAAAACGGACAAUGACGGCCGUCCUUUGUAUUUCGAAGAGUUGGGAUCUGUCAAUCUCACUGAGAUGUACAAGAUUACUAACCAAGAACGUAUGCUGAAAAACUUGGUAUGGGAAUACGAGUCCUUUGUGCGCUACAGGCUACCAGCUUGCUCUAGACAGGCUGGGUAUCUUGUUGAAACAUCGUGCACCAUUUUGGAUCUGAAAGGAAUUUCGAUUUCUGCUGCUGCUCAAGUCCUCAGCUACGUUAGGGAAGCAUCCAACAUUGGUCAAAAUUACUACCCUGAGCGCAUGGGUAAGUUCUACCUUGUCAAUGCUCCCUUUGGAUUUUCUACUGCUUUCCGCAUAUUCAAGCCUUUCUUGGAUCCAGUCACUGUAUCCAAGAUUUUCAUUCUCGGUUCCUCUUACCAGAAAGAAUUACUCAAACAAAUUCCAGCUGAAAACUUGCCGGUCAAAUUCGGUGGUAAAUCUGAGGUCGAUGAAGCAAAGGGUGGUCUCUACUUGUCAGACAUAGGGCCUUGGAGAAACUCGAAGUUCAUAGGACCUGAGGGUGAAGCUCCUGUCGCGUUCAAGUUGUGA